AUGGCUGGCUUUGAUCUGAGCAGUUCGGUCAUCUAUGACGAGGAUGCCAGCUCGAAGGUGAUGGGAAUCAAAGAGUUCCACGUGGCGAAAGCUUUGUUGGAAGGUCAACAGGAGUCCUUGGGUGAACUGGUCCCUUCUCAAUGGGGCCCCGCACACCUCUUUGACCUCUGCCUCUGGUUCGGCCACAUCGACACAGCCCUGGCCUUGGUGUCGCAUGGUGUGACGGGAUGCACCUUGGAGGAUCGCCACCUGGGAGCAUUGCCAGAUGCCAGAGAUGCUGGAGAUUAUGGUUGCUUCACAUGUGGCUGCGAGGGCUGGCAGACCUGCAGCUACUGCUGCUGGGCUUUCCCUGUGGAGAACGGCGUUUGGAUGAAGGAUUGGGAUGCGCAUCUGGAUGAUGCGGCCAAUGCUGCACAGCAGGCAGCCAAGACGCCCCUCGUCAGGGGCAUCGUGGAGAUCUCCAGCCGCACCAAGACGCUCCUCUUCGCCAUGUCCGAUGCAGCGGCCGCGCGGCUGCUGGACAUCGCCAUCUUGUGUGGCAACGUCGAGGCGGCCACCAACUACCAAGCUCGGCCGCUGCGCCGGUGGGACGCAACGGAGAUGUGGCAUUUCGCAGGCUUGGCCCGGUGGGGAUCCAGAUUUUCUGCCGCACUAUAUGCAGGCGCAGAUUUUGAGGGUGUCUACGUGAGGUUGAUAGAUCAUGAUGUUCCACUUCUCCGAGUUUUGCCCGUAGCCUACGUGCGGUUUGGCCAUGUGGACACAGCCCUGGCAUUGGCUUCGCAUGGUGUGACGGGAUGCACCUUGGAGGAUCACCACCUGGGAGCAUUGCCAGACGCCAGCGAUGUUGCACCUUUGUCUGAGCGGUGUCCCUGCAAUGGCUGGAAGACUUGCAGCUACUGCUGCUGGGCUUUCCCCACGGAGAACGGCGUUUGGAUGAAGGACUGCGAUGCGACUCUGGAUGAUGCCUCAGAGGCUGCAUGGGAGGCAGCCGAGACGCCCCUCGUCAGGGGCAUCCUGGACAUAUCUAGCCACACCAAGACGCUCCUCUUCGCCAUGUCCGAUGCAGCGGCCGCGCGGCUGCUGGACAUCGCCAUCUUGUGUGGCAACGUCGCGGCAGCGGCCAACUUGGCCAAGACCUACCAAGCUCGGCCGCUGCGCCGGUGGAGGACAGAGGACUUUUGGAGUUUCGCAGACUUGGCCCGGUGGGUAUCCAGAUUUUCUGCCGCACUAUGCGCAGGCGCAGAUUUUGAGGGUGUCCUUGUGAAGUUCGUAGAUUAUGAGGUUCCGCUUCUCCGAGUUUUGCCUUUAGACUUCGAGCCAGAGGACUGGCAGCAGCUGGAGCAGGUCUUGCCAUCGGAGAAGAACCAGUGGCCAUCCUGCGACGUGAUGGCGGGUGGUCGGUUUCUGACCCGUGAGAUCCGUGAGGAUGGCCUGUGGAGGGGGAGCGUUUCGGCGCAGAGAGUCCAGAAUGCUUUGAGGGCAGGCUGGGAUCUGAAGUACAUCUGGACGAACGUGUUUGGAGGAGAACGCUGCUGUGAUGCAAGUCUAUUGGACUUGGCGGUCUUGUGUGGUCAGCAGGAAUGUGCCAGUGCUCUUGCGUCCGCUGGUGUCGAACUGAGGGUGGAUGGCUUGGCCUUGCACAGACUGGCGUUUCGCAGAGAUGGGUUGGAGGCUUUGCAGAGCGAGUUGGGUUUCGGUUCAGCCUCUGAGUGCAAGUCCGCAGCAUCUGCUGCGGCACGUGCAUUUCUCAUGAACUCCUUCAAGCGCGAAGGCGUCGAGAAGGGGAUCGCCCUCUACCAGACCUUGGCGAAAAAGUUCCACCCCAGAGGCGUUCCGAGGGCUUUGGUCCACCACAUCUUGGGUUUCUCCAUGAAAACUCCCAAGAUCUUGGAUCAGCUGGAUCUCUGGGAUGAGGUCAAGGGCUGGGACCCAUACUUGGAGGUCCUUGCAGCGCAUGGAGAUGGCACGACUUCUUCAGCAGAUUUGGAUGUCAAGGAGGCACACCAUUGCCGGAGCCGAGAUCGGAACCGCCAGUUCCGGCUGACCCGCAUGGCCACCUCAGAUCACGUCAUGCGGGUCCUGUUGGAUGCCACCGGGCCACUGUGGCAGUUGCACCGGCGGGUCUUAGAGGCCGGUUGCGAGGUGGAUCCGGACUGGAAUCCAGUCAAAGCACUUUUCGUCCCAAUCACUGAAACGCAGAUGGCUGAGUUGCAGGCGCUGUCGGAGCGUGGCUACGAACUGACCAAGACCGACCACAUCUUGGCUCUGCAAUCGGAUUACGAUGCCAUCUCCAAAGCCUUGUGCCUCAUUUGUUGCAAGAGCCGGCCGAAGCUGCAGCAAGUUCGCCCAGUUGAGAAAGGACGCGAGAAGAAUGCAGGUCCAGUAGCAGCAUCGUCUGGCCCUGGCGAUACGCCGGAUCAAGACGAAGACAUGGAUGAAGAUGAACCGCUGCUGGUCCUCGAGUCCGGCAUCCGCACCGACUCCGACGUGGGCUUCCCAUCCUAUCCGACGCUUGCCGGCCGAGUCGCAGAGGCGCUCAGGCGAAACGACCCCAACGACCACGAAACUGGAGGUGCAGAUGGCCUCUACAGGUUUCAUGGAGAUUAUGUCACCAUCACGUCACUGGAGGAAUUUCUGGUUCCGUUGAAAGCCGAAACGGGGAAGCGAGGUACUCACAUGGCGGCGACCACUCCUGGAGGUGCCUCAGGACCCGAUGAGGCCUGGGAGGACGACGAAGGUCCGGCGGCGCCGGAGGAAGAGAUGCGACAGAGGAGCGUCGGCGCAGAAGCUACCCUGUCCACACCACAGAUCCAGGUUAAGGCGCCAGAGGGUGACGCCACGGCUUCGGACACCCCGCAGAAGGCAGAUUCUGCUCCGCAGGUGCAGCGCGCCAGCUCCGGGAUUAGCUCUGGGAAGGCAGCUGCAGCCGCUGCCACCAAGAAGGCCUCUCGCUUCACUUUCAUGGGCAUGGGCCGCAAGAAGUGA
Molecule: messenger RNA, 2985 nt
Organism: Cladocopium goreaui
Lineage: Eukaryota; Dinophyceae; Suessiales; Symbiodiniaceae
Source: the annotation of a GenBank genome assembly